Maylandia zebra (zebra mbuna) is the source of this 2658-nucleotide messenger RNA. RefSeq names its product brain expressed, associated with NEDD4, 1 (gene bean1). The record is from RefSeq and is a predicted model, not a curated record. NCBI's taxonomy places the organism in Eukaryota, Metazoa, Chordata, Actinopteri, Cichliformes, Cichlidae.
AGAGAGAGAGAGAGAGAGAGAGAGAGAGAGAGCUCUCCGAGGACCUUUGGACUGAGUGCCGGUGAUCCAGCAGGGAUGUUGUUGUUCUGUUGUCAGUGAUGUGAGGCGACAUUAAGGAGCUGGUGAAAGGAAUCCUGACACAUAUUCCUACAUUUUUGCAGUUACAUGUAUAGCAGCACUGUGUCAUACAGACCAGUAGAAGUUGGCUUCCUGCCUGCUGAGAUGUGCCAAUAGGAAACACUUUGAACAGGGGUUCAUGCUGAUGAAAUUGAUCUGCUCAGUGAGCUCCAACCAGAGCCAUGGGGAGUACCCAGACUGCCGGAGUGAGAGGGAGUCAGGAGGGGAGGCAUCUCUCCUGGUGUCUCCGCUGGUGGUGGCGGGGAUCGUUAUAGGUCUAGUCCUCUUCCUCUCAUGCAUCACCAUCAUCGUCGGCAGCUUGCGCAAAGACAGUCGACUCCGAAACCCUCACCUUCGAGCAAGCUAUGGACAAGACAGUUUUUCUUAUGGAGGUUCAGCAGGUGAACUGAGGUCUAGCUGCUUGGAAGACUUUCCUCCUGGUUUAGACUUUGACUCAUACAGAGAGUCUCAGAUAAACAGUGUGUAUCCUGACUCCCCACCACGCUAUGAUGAGUGUGUCGGUCCAGGUUCGACUCAGAUCUACAUCCCUACAGAUGACCCACCUCCUUACUCAUUGGUGGACCCCUGUCAGGGGGGAGCAGAGCAGGAUGAACGGCCUUGCUACUCCCUUACAGAUCCUUCCCCACACUGCGGAGAGACCUCAGCCAGUGCUGCCUGGUUUUCUCCCUCCCACUACCCACUGGGACUGCAAGAGCAGGAGCAUCAACAUCUUGCAUCCAUCUCCUUCCCACUGGAGGCAGCACCACCUUAUGAGUCAAUGCUGCCAGAGCAGGGACAGCCCCUCCCUCUCAUGCCAUGUGACCUUUAUAAACACCAAUCAGAGAGGGGGGAUGAUGGCAACUCCCAGCAACUCCCUGCGAACCAGAUCUCAUAGGACAGUUAAUUUGUUUCUCUCACCUGUGGGCUUGGUGAAUUAAACAAACACUUGGGAUGUGUGGAAAAUAGCUUUCAUUAGCAGCUGUGACACCAAACGAUGGUCCAAAAGAUGUGCAUUUCUUCCACACGGUUGCAAAGACCUGAAGAGGCUGAAGCUUGACUGCAGUGCAGUCAAAACUCCAGCUUUCAACCAUUUUACUGUUGUUUGACUAUGGACAAAAUAAAACUCAAGAACUGCAUUAUACUGCAAAGUUCCUGGAAUGGCAACUUCUCUCAAUGGCUCUCCUCUAUGUUGUUUAGUUUAGUUUUGCCAUGUGUUGACUGUUAUCGUCUCCUUGAAGUAGGACUGAUACAAGAGUUGUGUGUCUUGUGUGGAGUUUAGUCUGAAUCGCUUCCAAACAAAUGCAUUUACAUUUAUCCAUCAUGUCAUAGACAACAGGAAAUUGAGUUUGUCUUUACAAGAAAGAGUAUGAACAGUAUAGAUGUGGGUUUUAGUAGUCUAGUUUAAGGUAUACACAAGCACACUCAGUACCAUCCCUGAGUUUAUUUUGCUGUGAUGUCACAUAUCUUCGUAUUUAGAAAUGUUUUGGGAAAAAACUGUACUUAGCUCUGAUGUUAUAUAGAACAUGUCAACUACCAGCACACCACUGCUGAUUUACAAUCUCUAUAGUGUGUGCAGACAGUAGCGUGGUUUAUGGCAACCUCCAGUGUUAGUUUGUUGGUUGUGGUAGUUUGAUUAGAAGGAGUUUGUGAUGAAAUGGCUGUGUAUAACAGGGGAACUACCUGGACAAGGAAUUAUCAACAUGCCAUUUUUCCAGGUAUAUUUGUAUUACCUUUUAGCACCAUGAUGAUGCUAUAGAAAACAUUGCUAGCAUGUCAUUUGAAUCUGUCAUCACCAGAGAGGAGUUCAACUUGUCCAGCUGUAUAAGUUGUCAUAAUUCUUCCAAUCAAGGGCUCUGGUUUUAAUGUCAAUGCUGUAACUGGAUCCCAGCAGCAAAAUGUAGCUUGGAGCUCUCCUCUUGUCGAGGUUGGGUUGAUGCAACGGAGAAGAAACACAGUAAACUGUAGACUUUAUUACAUUAUUCACUCAUAAGGGAUGCUUCUGCGUUGUUGUUCUUGUUCUGCUCUCAUAAAAUAAUUCACUUGGCUUAAACCGUUACAAAUGUUCUCUGUAUUGCACACAGGUGAGCAACACAUGGCUUGCGAUAGCCACUAAACUAAUUACUAAUGAACAAAAUAAACUGAUGUGGAAACUUUUUGGGUCAUUCCAUCUUAACUCAUUAAAUUUCUAGUAACUUCUCUUUUCAGCCACCUUUGUUUUCGACGAAAUGUUCAAAGUUUGGAUAUAUUCUGUAUGAUAAUUGUUGUGAAAUGUUACCUUAAGAUAUUAAAUACCUUUCUAGAUUUUAAAAACAACAACAUUAAUUUACACAUUAGUGUAAUAUUCAGGCACGUAUCCUAAACACAAUGAAAAAUUUAAAACAGCAUGGAAGUUUAGUGAAAAUAGCAUUUUUAGGUCAAAAAGCAUUCUGUGUGUUUCAUUUUACAUUAAAUUUUGAACAUUUAAAUUACUUUGUCAAUAGUGGUCUUUGACAACGUGAGAUGGUUUUGGGGGCAAAAUGUCAUAGCAUGAAAGCAAAUCAU